Messenger RNA from Malus domestica (apple), 1488 nucleotides. Its product is annotated as F-box protein At3g07870. The record is from RefSeq and is a predicted model, not a curated record. NCBI's taxonomy places the organism in Eukaryota, Viridiplantae, Streptophyta, Magnoliopsida, Rosales, Rosaceae. Gene Ontology annotation, molecular function: protein binding.
ACAAAUAUCCCGAGGAAAUCGAACAACCAUGUCAGAAUACCUUCCCGAAGAAAUUAUAGUCCAAAUUCUUCUUAGGCUUCCCGUCAAACCUUUGAUUCAGUUCACCUCCGUCUGCAGAUCUUGGAACUCCAUCAUUAAACACACUAGCUUCAUCAACGCACACCUCAACCUUAGCCAGAACAAAACCAGCAACAACACCCCUUCCAUCCUUCUCAGGCACUGCCCCAAGGACCCCACAGUUGAGCGCUAUUCUUUACACUUAGACAAUGACUCCUUCCUUAGAACACUCAAAGCCACAGCUUCCAGUUCAGAGCUUGAUCGAGUGUUUCCGAAUUGUGGGCUCGUGCAACGGAUUAUUUCUCCUCUCCGAUGAUUACCAUGCAGAAACCAACACCUUGAUUCUAUGGAACCCCUCAAUAAGAAAGUUCGUCUCACUUCCAAAGCCUCAUGAACCAACCUCCCCAUAUUAUCCUGUUUAUGGGUUCGGUUUUGAUUCGAAGAAAAAUGAUUACAAGGUAGUGAGACUGGUGUAUCUCCGCCAAGAUGAUCAAGGCCAAGCUUGCCCUGAAGUUUCGCUUUAUUCACUAAAUUCAGGGUCUUGGAAAACCAUUUCAGCAACUGCUCCUAAUUAUGUCAUCGCUCAGACAUUUUGGUCUCAAGUUUUUAUCAAAGGAGCCGUGCAUUGGAUUGCGUCUCAUCGAAAAGAAAAUGGACUCCGCAAUGUGAUUUUGUCAUUUGAUGUGAGUGGUGAGACUUUUAAAGAGAUUCAGUUGCCAGAAGAUUUACCACGUCAGUUUUACAAUAUUUCAGCUGCUGGAAAGUCUAUUGCUGUGAAGCACUAUGAGGAAAAUACACAUAGUAUUUGGAUUAUGAGAGAGUAUGGGGUGGUGGAUUCAUGGACAAAGAAAUUCUCUAUUGAUAGAAAUGUCACCCCGAAUUUCCUAGUUAUACAGAUUAUGGGGUGCAGGAAGAAUGGCGAGUUUCUGUUAGAAAUGUAUGACCAUGGAGAGAAGACUGGAAAGUUGGUUUCUCAUGAUCCUAAGAACAACAGAAAUGAAUUUCUAGGAAUUCAUACAGAUCCAGGGUAUUCAUGUAUUGAAUAUUACACGGAGAGCCUAGCUUUACUCGAUCGAGCGAGUUGAUGCACAUUCCAUGAAGGAGGAAGAAACGAAGAAUCGUUGAAAAGCAGCUAGGUGCUUUAGUUUUCAGUUUUCAUUUCGUUAUAUAUUGUACUGUAUAAAAUCCUUAUUGAAUUAGAAUAUCCCUAUAUGUGCUUGUCUCUCGAUGAUGAGAUUUUCUGCUCUACUAUGGUUGGUAGAGUUCCUAUCUGUUCGUCUGUGAGUUUAAGAAGGGGAAAAAACACAGGGAGAGUUAUGUUUGUGCUUGCUAUGCUAGCAUAUAUAUAUAUAUAUAUAUUGAUUCAGUAUAUUUUUAUUCUAUGAGUUGUAUUAGUAAUGAGUGUCAACGCGAAUACGACUUUAAUCCGGA